This is a messenger RNA of Brassica napus (rape), 717 nucleotides long. Its product is annotated as F-box/kelch-repeat protein At1g24800-like. The record is from RefSeq and is a predicted model, not a curated record. The coding region runs from base 1 to 717 and encodes 238 amino acids. Lineage: Eukaryota; Viridiplantae; Streptophyta; Magnoliopsida; Brassicales; Brassicaceae. The transcript has a single exon.
AUGAGCAGCUCUGAUUCAUCAUGGAGAGUCCUCGAAGAGGGGAAGCCGGAGUGGGAGAUAGAUGUGCAUCAGCGAGGGGCGUCUGUCAACGGUAACACCUACUUUUUUGCUCAUGACAGAUUUGAUGAUAUAGAGCCUGACGCUGACGGAUCGAUCCCAGUUGACGGAGUUGAAGAUUUCUUACUCUGUUUUGACUUUACCAAAGAGAGGUUUGGACCACGCCUCCCUCUUCCUUUUCACUCUUACAAUGAAGACUGUGUCACCCUCUCAAGCUUCCUUAGAGGUGAUGAUGAUGAGCAGCUUGCGGCCCUGUUUGGUGGUUGUGAAUCUGACUUUUUUGAGAUUUGGGUUACCCUUUCGGUUGAGCCCAACCAUGUGUCCUGGACAAAGUUUUUGGUAGUGGAAACGGGGGGGCCUAUAUUCACUCGUUUAAAUUUUAAGCUUAGCACAUAUUUUGGUGGGAGCUUCUUUGUUGAUGAGGAAAACAAAGUUGCUGUGGUGUUUGAACGAGUCUCAUAUAUAUCCAUCUCGGCCCCUCCUCCGAGUCAACACACCGCUUUUGUGUUUGGACAAGCCGGCUACAUCCAAUCUGUUAAUCUCGGACAGGCUCUCAAACUCCAACACUUUUCCCCCUAUUCCGGAAAGCACUGUCAAGCUCUUCUUCCCCCACUUGUUUGCUCUUCCUCUUUUCGUCCAACCUUAGUCCAAGUCAGUUGA